This is a messenger RNA of Exophiala viscosa, 846 nucleotides long. RefSeq lists its product as uncharacterized. NCBI's taxonomy places the organism in Eukaryota, Fungi, Ascomycota, Eurotiomycetes, Chaetothyriales, Herpotrichiellaceae. The transcript has 4 exons. Bases 93 to 821 code for a protein of 242 amino acids. The record is from RefSeq and is a predicted model, not a curated record.
CUAUGCAUAUCGAAUCCCAUACUUUCUGAUUUGUUGACUUUGGACAAGAAGGGAGUUCAUCGCAUUCGGGCAGCAUCGCAGCCUCCUCGACCAUGGCCACUACCAGACGUUUGUCCCGAGAGGAAUUCUACGCUACCCUCGCCAAACAGAGUCGACCUAGCCAUCGUCCCUCCUGGUAUUUAUCGGCCUUCGCAUGUCUCGCCGCGCUGAACCAUUCGGAAGAAGUUGCUUCACUUUACACGCUCCUCCUCGAGUCUUAUAUUGCCGAAAACGAGCGCAUGCACCAAACAAGAAUGAUUCGAGAGGCAUUGACCACCUUGGUGGGGAUCCUUGGGGCAGCGAAGGUUGGCAACGCGCUGAGAAGCCUGUCCGACGUGACACCCGAUGACUUGCGGGAUGACAAAUGCUAUCGGAAAGAUGACGACCACGAACUGGCUGUGGCCCGUGGAAAGAAGUUCAUCGAGAGCGUGUACGGUAAGAGUAGCGAAAACAAAAGGGGCGCAAAAUCUCAGAAAGCCUGUCCGGACUACGAUUUUAUUAUGACAGAACUUCUUUACUCACACGUCUUCUCAUUUCCGGACAUUCUGCCUGUUUUUGAGACUGGCCAGAUCAUUGUGUCGGCCGUGUUGGCCAGCGACUGUCCACUUCAAGCUUCAGGCCACAUGUUGGGGAUGAUGAGGAAUGGAGCCACCAGGGAAGAAGUAAAUUACAUUCGCGACAUUUGUGUGAAGAUGGUCGAUUACUGGGGAGUCAAGCCUUUUGCGGAUUUUGUCGCCGUACCAGCCUUUGACCCACCAGUUGAAGCCACGGUCCAAACUUGAAGAUCACAGAAGAAGUUUUAUUAUA